Polyodon spathula (Mississippi paddlefish) is the source of this 6633-nucleotide messenger RNA. RefSeq names its product sodium channel protein type 4 subunit alpha B-like. The transcript has 26 exons. Gene Ontology annotation, molecular function: voltage-gated sodium channel activity; protein binding. Gene Ontology annotation, cellular component: voltage-gated sodium channel complex; axon; plasma membrane. NCBI's taxonomy places the organism in Eukaryota, Metazoa, Chordata, Actinopteri, Acipenseriformes, Polyodontidae. The record is from RefSeq and is a predicted model, not a curated record. Bases 127 to 5655 code for a protein of 1842 amino acids. Gene Ontology annotation, biological process: neuronal action potential; membrane depolarization during action potential; sodium ion transmembrane transport.
AAAAGACUUGAAGGAAGAGUGAAAGUGUCUGACUAUAACUUGGUUGUUUGGAUUUAAAGUUUGUUUGUGCAAGACUUGCUGAGAAGUAGGCAGAGAGAGGGAUCUCCCUUAGUGCAGAAUGAGAAGAUGGCAGGCCUGCUCCCUCCAACAGGCCCUGAUGCCUUCCGACGCUUCACUCCAGAGUCCCUGGCCAAGAUUGAGAAGCAGAUCAUUAAAGAGGAAGCUGAAAGGGAAAGGAAACCGCAUGUAGAGGCUGUGGACGAGGAAGAAGCCAAGCCGAGCAGCAACCUUGAGGCCGGCAAACCCCUGCCCUUUAUAUAUGGUGAUCCACCUCCCGAAAUCAUUGCAGAUCCAAUAGAGGACUUGGAUCCCUUUUACAGCGCAAAAAAAACUUUCAUAGUCAUUAGUAAAGGGAAAACAAUCUACAGGUUUAAUGCUGAGCCUGCCUGUUACAUGCUGAGCCCUUUCAAUCUGAUCCGGAGAACAGCCAUCAAAAUUCUUAUACAUUCAUUGUUUAGUUUGAUCAUCAUGGUAACCAUUUUAACAAACUGUGUGUUCAUGACAAUGAGCGACCCUCCCUCCUGGAGUAAAAAUGUAGAGUAUGUUUUUACAGGCAUUUAUACCUUUGAAGCACUGGUCAAGAUCUUAGCAAGAGGGUUCUGUAUUGGUAAAUUUACAUUCCUACAAGAUCCUUGGAACUGGCUUGAUUUCUGUGUUAUUAGUAUGGCGUAUCUCACUGAGUUUGUGGAUUUGGGUAAUAUUUCUGCUCUCAGGACUUUCCGUGUACUACGAGCACUUAAAACAAUCACUGUUAUUCCUGGUUUGAAAACCAUCGUGGGUGCUCUGAUUCAGUCAGUGAAGAAGCUUGCAGAUGUGAUGAUUCUCACUGUGUUCUGUCUCAGUGUUUUUGCUCUCAUUGGUCUUCAGUUGUUCAUGGGUAACCUACGACAAAAGUGUGUCAAAUGGCCCCCACCUAUCAACGAUACCUGGGUUGCCAACGGCUACCUUGGAGGAAACGAUUCCUUUGGAAAUUCAACUGCCGGUUACAAUAAUACAGAUAAUAGCACUGUUAGUGACUUUGACUGGAAUGAAUACAUCAACAAUAAAGAGAACUUCUAUUUUCUUGAGGGAUCUCUUGACGCACUUCUCUGUGGAAACAGCUCAGAUGCUGGAAAGUGUCCGGAAGGAUUUCUCUGCUUGAAGGCUGGAAGGAAUCCGAACUAUGGCUAUACCAGCUAUGAUAGUUUUGGCUGGGCUUUCCUGUCCUUGUUCCGUCUCAUGACUCAGGACUAUUGGGAGAACCUCUUUCAACUGACGCUACGUGCAGCUGGUAAAACCUACAUGAUAUUCUUUGUGGUGAUCAUCUUCAUGGGUUCAUUCUACCUCAUCAAUCUGAUCCUGGCUGUGGUUGCCAUGGCCUAUGCAGAGCAGAAUGAAGCCACACUAGCAGAGGCGCAGGAAAAAGAAGAGGAGUUUCAGCAGAUCUUAGAACAGCUGAAAAAGCAGGAGGCACAGAUGCAUGGUCCUGCAGAUGCACAUGACAGUCAAGAAUCACUUGCCAGUAAUAAAGUUAGGAAACAAGGUGGAGGUUCAGAGCAUGAAUUUGCUGACGAUGAACACAGCCUUGGAGACGAUGGAGACAAGAUCAAAGACUGCAAUGGAAGAGUCAUGCCAAGAAUUGUCAUUGACAGGGUCUCUACAGAUGAAGAAUCUUUUGCUGAAGAGGAAGGGAGCAAGAAGUCAGGAUCCCAACAGAAUACGGCCUAUUUAGAUGAGCCGGGUCUUCAAAAAAGAACAGCCAGUGCUUUAAGCGUCCUCACCAAUGCUUUGGAAGAGAUAGAAGAGGCUCAGCAGAAAUGCCCCCCCUGGUGGUACAAAUUUGCCAAUACAUUCCUGAUUUGGGAUUGCUGCCCUCUGUGGAUCAAAUUCAAGGGAUUGGUGAAGUUUGUGGUGCUGGACCCCUUUGUGGAUCUCGGUAUCACAAUCUGUAUUGUGCUCAACACUCUAUUCAUGGCUAUGGAACACUACCCCAUGAGUCUUGAUUUUGAGAACGUGCUCGUCGUGGGAAACCUGGUAUUUACUGGAAUCUUUGCUGCUGAAAUGGUGUUCAAACUCAUUGCCCUGGAUCCCUACUAUUACUUUCAGACUGGUUGGAACAUCUUUGACAGUAUCAUUGUCACUCUGAGCUUGGUAGAGUUGGGGCUUGCAAACGUUGAGGGUCUCUCAGUGCUGCGGUCAUUCCGUUUACUUCGUGUUUUCAAGCUUGCAAAAUCCUGGCCCACCCUGAACAUGCUCAUUAAGAUCAUUGGCAACUCUGUGGGGGCUCUGGGCAACCUGACCUUGGUAUUGGCGAUUAUCGUUUUCAUCUUCGCUGUGGUAGGAAUGCAGCUUUUUGGAAAAUCCUACAAAGAAUGUGUCUGCAAGAUCAGCCUAGAUUGUGAACUGCCUCGCUGGCACAUGCAUGAUUUUUUCCAUGCCUUCUUGAUUAUAUUCCGAGUCUUGUGCGGGGAGUGGAUUGAGACCAUGUGGGACUGCAUGGAGGCUGCAGGACUGGGAAUCUGCCUGGUAGUCUUCAUGAUGGUCAUGGUGAUUGGGAACUUGGUGGUCCUGAAUCUCUUUUUAGCCUUGCUGCUUAGCUCUUUCAGUGGUGACAACCUCGCCGGAGGUGACGAUGAUGGUGAAAUGAAUAACCUACAGAUUGCCAUUGGCAGGAUUACCAGGGGUAUUGACUUUGUGAAAAGCACAGCUCUAGGGCUCAUUCAGAGAAUGCUGGGCAGGAAACCAGAGGAGAAAGAGGACGAUCUGAAGAAUGAAAACUUUGUGCUCAACCACAUGGGCUCGGAAGAAGACCCCAAGUCAGAUUUUAAGUGCGUGGAUGCCGUGUCGGGGAAUGACACGCAGGUAGUGGAAGAAGUAGGCCCCACAGGAUUUCUGGUGAAUCCUGACUUGACCGUUAGCGUCCCAAUCGCUCCUGGAGAAUCUGAUUUUGAAAAUCAAGAUGAAGACGAUGUUAACUCAGACUAUGAGAUUGAAGAAACAAAACAACAGAAGAGCGGGGAUGGAGACUCUUGCAGCACAGUGGAUUACAAAACUCGUGAUGCUGAAAUGGAGCUAGUUAUGGAGGAGACCCCUGAGACUGAUCAACCAGAAGCAUGUUUCACAGAAGGCUGCAUCCAGCAAUGUCCGUGUCUGACUUUUGACAUCACACAAGGCAAAGGAAAAAUUUGGUGGACAUUAAGAAGGGCCUGCUUUACAAUUGUGGAGCACAACUGGUUUGAAACCUUCAUCGUCUUUAUGAUUUUGCUGAGUAGCGGUGCGCUGGCAUUUGAAGAUAUAUAUAUUGAACAGAGAAAGGUGAUAAAGACCUUGUUGGAAUAUGCAGAUAACGUGUUCACAUAUGUAUUUGUUAUUGAAAUGCUUUUAAAGUGGACUGCCUAUGGUUACAAGACAUACUUCACGAAUGCUUGGUGCUGGCUCGAUUUUCUCAUUGUGGAUGUUUCUUUGAUCAGUUUAGCAGCAAACUUUCUGGGAUAUUCUGAACUAGGACCCAUUAAAUCCCUACGGACACUGAGAGCUUUGAGACCCUUGAGAGCAUUGUCACGGUUUGAGGGGAUGAGGGUUGUGGUGAACGCCUUGCUUGGUGCCAUCCCAUCAAUCAUGAACGUCCUGCUGGUUUGUCUCAUCUUCUGGCUCAUCUUCAGUAUCAUGGGAGUCAACAUGUUUGCUGGGAAGUUCUUCAAAUGCGUUAAUGUCACUUCGGGAGAAAUGUUCGAUACCUCGGUGGUCAACAACAAGACUCAAUGUCUGGAGUUAAUAGAACAAAAUUUCACCGAAGUUCGCUGGAUGAACGUGAAGGUUAACUUUGACAAUGUGGGGAUGGGAUACCUUUCAUUACUGCAAGUGGCAACCUUCAAGGGCUGGAUGGACAUCAUGUAUGCUGCAGUUGACUCCAGGAGGAUUGAGGAACAACCAUCUUAUGAAAUCAACCUCUACAUGUACAUGUACUUUGUCAUUUUCAUCAUAUUUGGAGCCUUCUUUACUCUCAACCUCUUUAUUGGUGUCAUCAUUGACAACUUCAAUCAGCAAAAGAAAAAGUUUGGAGGGAAGGACAUCUUCAUGACAGAAGAGCAGAAGAAGUACUACAAUGCCAUGAAAAAGCUUGGCUCGAAGAAACCACAAAAGCCUAUUCCGAGACCACAGAAUAAAGUCCAAGGAGUGGUGUUUGAUUUCAUCUCCAAACAAGCGUUUGACAUCUUCAUCAUGGUCCUUAUUUGCCUCAACAUGGUGACCAUGAUGGUUGAAACGGAUGACCAGAGUAAAGAGAAAGAAGACGUCCUCUAUUAUAUCAACCUGGUCUUCAUUGUGGUUUUCACUGCAGAGUGUGUCCUCAAAAUGUUUGCGCUGAGGCAUUACUUUUUCACAAUGGGGUGGAAUAUUUUUGAUUUUGUUGUGGUCAUUCUUUCUAUUGUUGGUAUUAUGCUGGCAGACAUCAUAGAAAAGUACUUUGUCUCACCAACUCUUUUCAGAGUUAUCAGACUGGCAAGAAUUGGUCGCGUUUUACGUCUCAUUCGAGGGGCCAAGGGAAUCCGAACGCUGCUGUUCGCCUUGAUGAUGUCACUUCCUGCGUUGUUCAAUAUCGGGCUGCUUCUCUUCCUGGUUAUGUUCAUAUAUUCUAUAUUCGCAAUGUCGAACUUCGCUUACGUAAAACAUGAGUCAGGCAUCGAUGACAUAUUUAACUUUGAGACGUUUGGAAACAGUAUAAUCUGUUUGUUCCAAAUCACCACUUCAGCCGGCUGGGACGGUCUCCUCAACCCUAUCUUAAACAGCGGUCCUCCAGAUUGUGACCCCACUAUUGACCACCCUGGGUCCGAUGUAAAGGGGAACUGUGGCAAUCCGGGCAUGGGCAUGAUGUUCUUCACCAGCUAUAUCAUCGUUACCUUCCUGGUUGUUGUCAACAUGUACAUCGCCAUCAUCCUGGAAAACUUCAACGUGGCCACGGAGGAAAGCGGCGAUCCUCUUUGUGAGGACGACUUUGAGAUGUUUUACGAGACAUGGGAGAAAUUUGACCCCGACGCCACCCAGUUCAUUGAAUACAGCAAGCUCUCCGACUUCUGCGACACGCUCCUAGAUCCGCUCAAGAUACCAAAGCCGAACAAAAUCAAACUCAUAUGCAUGGACCUACCCAUGGUAACCGGGGACAAAAUUCACUGCCUGGAUAUCCUGUUUGCUCUAACUAAAGAGGUGCUCGGAGACUCAGGAGACAUGGAUGCUCUGAAGGAAUCCAUGGAGGAGAAAUUCAUGGCUGCCAACCCAUCCAAGGUCUCCUAUGAGCCUAUCACCACGACCCUUAAGAGAAAGCAUGAGGAACUUGCUGCAGUCAUCAUACAACGAGCCUACAGGAGGCACAUGCUAAAGCGUUCUGUGAAGCCAGUGUCUUACAUACAUCAGCAAAACAGCAAGGACGACAAAAAGGAGGAGGCUCCAGAAAAAGGGGGUUCGAUUGCAGAACAGAUGUGUGAAAACUAUGGGAAAACAGAGGCCAGUCUUCCUCACGUGGUAGUGGAGGUCACAGAUGAAGUCGUUCCACUUCAUGACCCACAAACCACUGCUUCCCCCACUACUUCAGGAGGAAGCAAACAGGAAUCUGUUGUAUAAUGUACAGAGCAGAAAUACCUUCCUCUUCAUGUAGUAUCUGUGUAGAAUGCCAUCCUGCUAAGACUGCUGGUUCCUCACAGCGUAGAACUCUGUGCCUGCAGUGCUAGUAAAUUAGUCUGGAAAAAACCCUGGAGCUCGCCACUUUACAAAAAACAUUAACUUGGGUAGGGCAUGUUGCACAUAGAACAAAAUCUUUUGGGGCACAGAGUAGAAUGUUAAGAUGCUUAAUUUGAGGCUGUAAGUGUGUAGUGUUUUUACGAGGGGGCAUAAGAGUACCAGGCUAUUAUGGAUUCCCCACUCCAAUUCACCAGACACCAUCAGCAUUGUGUGGCUGUAGAAUGCUCUUACUGUUUCUAAAACACUGUUUCUAGAGCUCCCCUAGACGUGGAAGAUCUCCAAAAGAGGGAGGUAUACUGGAAAGAGAAAGUAGUAUUAUAUAGAAAUUAUUUUAUAGUAAAUACAUUUAGAAAACUGUAUGUAUCUAGUAAUAGCUGUAUUUGUCUAUGUAAGCAAAGCAAUGCAUUUAAAGAAAUGUUUCUGUGUAAAGAGCAGGGACAUGCAUAACAUUUGGAUUUCAGGGUCAUUGUUGCAGUUAUAACAUUAAUUUGUGCAAAGUUAAUGUAUUCAUCAAAGAACCAUUGUUCACUAUUUCCGGAAACCAAGCUGACAAUGCACAAUUCACAUUAACAAUGCAACGAACAGGAACAUGGGUAGUUUGAUAGAAAUAUGCACUAAAUAUGCCUUAAUCAAACAUACAAUCCUUUAUCAAAAUUUAAGUUAAGUUACCCAAUUAGGUUACCAAACCAGAAAUAAACAGCUCAGACAUCAGACAGCAAUAAUGCUAAGGGCAAAUUUGGAGUAAAUAGCUUUGAGAAUGUAGCCCUGAAUGUUGUGUGGUAAAUGUACAUGCAGGACAGGGGAGAGGGGAGAGGGGGUGAGAACGAAAGAUCUUGUUACUAAGUGUAUUCAAUUAUUGAA